Molecule: messenger RNA, 1797 nt
Organism: Chara braunii
Lineage: Eukaryota; Viridiplantae; Streptophyta; Charophyceae; Charales; Characeae
Source: the annotation of a GenBank genome assembly
GAAGGUGCUGUACCAGAAUAACUACUUGACCGGCCGAAGAGCUGAUCAAUUGCUCUUGUUACUUCCGGGCUUUCGACGCACGGCGCGCUGCGCACUUUAUCACUUGGAAGCCUUGUGCGCACAGAUUGAAAACCUUGCGCUCUUACUGGAACAUCUUGCUGGACACGGCUCCGUCAGACCGUUGCGCGAGUCGACCCUUAGGUCGGUCCAACGUUGGCAGCGGUAAGGAGGUCCCGACGCCCGACCUCAAUGGUAGUAGCUUGAUAGCUGCUGGUGUAUGCUGGUGUUUGCGCGGACCCACGUGGCAAUUGAUUGACUGCACAGCCGCCAGUCGCCGACGUACUGGUGCGGGUUUGACAGACGGACGCCACAUCAUCCCACUUGGCAUUCCAUCGAAUGGGCAGACAGACGGACGCCACAUCAUCCCACUUGGCAUUCCAUCGAAUGGGCAGACAGACGAAAGCAGCUUCGCCUAAGGACGGAUCGACACGUGGAGCCGCAAAAAAUACCCGUUUUGGUGGCCUCUGAAUGGGCGAAGGGUGGCCGAGUCACAAAUUCUGUCCUUGCGCCUUUCCUAUCCCCCUAUCCCCUGUUGCCAAUCAGUAGAAAGAAGCAAGUCAAGCAGCAACGACGGUAGAUGACAAUCCACUCCCGAGGGUGGUGCUGAGGGGCGAGAGAGAGAGAGAGAGAGAGAGAGAGAGAGAGAGAGAGAGAGAGAGAGAGAGAGCUGUUUAGGCGCGGCGGGAAGUGAGGGAGGAGAAAGGGAGGGAGGGAGGAGAGAAAGGUAGGGAGGGAGAGGGGGGGAGGAAUGAAUUAUACGGGUGGAGAAGCAGCGCCGGCUGGGUAUCCUCAAACGGACCAGGGUCAAGGUGCAUCCCCAUAUGUGAUGCCACCCGGUGGGGGUUUUCCGCCGCCUUUGUCUCAAGCUGGAGCUCCCGGGGGGGGGUAUGGGGGUCAACCUGCGCCUUACGGUUACUACCCUGGAAUGCCCCAGCAGCAGCCAUAUGGCGCGCCCCAGCAGCUUCCAUAUGGCGCGCCGGACCAGCCAUACGGUGCGCCUCCGCAGCCUUAUGGCGCUUCCGCGGGAUUCCCUCCGCCCAUGGAAGCGGGGAAGCCUACUGCGUACGGUAUGUCGCCUAUGGUCCAGCCUCCGCAGAUGGUUUUCGCGCCUGGUACAAUGGCGACGCAACCACCACAGCAACAGCGAAAGGAUGAUGGCUGUUUAUGGGCGUUGCUAGGAGCCACUCUCUGCUGCUGUUGCUGCUGUAAUCCUUUCUGUUGAUUAUGUUGAUAGGGGGGGGUCUAACUAAAAUAGAUAGGAACACCCUUCGGGUGGGCGGGGCAGUAAAUGCAUGGAUGGGUGAAUUGUGAGUGGAUGGGGCGGUAUCAUCGCCGCGAUAUCGAUGGGUGGGGUAGGGUAGGGUAGGAGGGGUCUCCACACUCCCCAUGGUCGAGAGGAGGGGCGACGUAUGUACAUGUCAUAGUCUGCUAUUUUGUGUUGUUAUUCGUUUAUUCGUCUUUCCUGGAUGAGUCAAGUCUCGCUGUUCAGCGGUGGGCAGGCGAUUGCGAUUGGCGUUGUGUAGAAGCGUCCGUCUUAGUCAGGUGUUCGGCAGUCGAAGCGAGGCCUCUACAUUGGGAGUUCUCUCCGUCUCCUCUCUGUCCAGUCACCUUCCUUUCGGUUUCUGAGUUGGAUUCUCUCUCUCUCUUUCUCUCUCUCCCCCCUCCUAUCUCCUCCUCCUCCCUUUCUGGAUCGGACUCUCUCUCUCUCUCUCUCUCCCUCUCUCUCUCUCUCUCUCU